AAGAGAUGCCCGUGCAGAGCACCAAGCCCAGGGAGCUCACCCAUCCUCAUCAAUAUCAUCCUCAUCAUACGAUCAGCGCAGGGCAGGACAUAUUCUCUCUUCAACCUUUCCCAGAACAACUCUUCGUUUUUGAGCCGUCUUCCACCAGGAAAUCUCCGGAGCAUGAUUUCAACAGACAUCUAAAUCUACGGACAGCGAUUGACCAAGAACCAGUUCACUUACUUCCCAAGUGACCGCAAAACAUUACUCUCCUGUAUCCAUGUCACAGCCAUGGGAUUAUAUUGCUAAACUUGUCUGUAUCGGCGACUCAGGGACUGGGAAGUCUAGUUUGACCAUUCGGCUCUGCGAAGGCCGCUUUUCCUCCUCCCACGAUGUUACAAUCGGCGUCGAAUUCGGCUCGCGGAUCGUUCCAGUGGGCCCACCUGCUUCGAGGGGCUCGGGAGGAGAGUUCGACAAUUCUACUCGCAAUCGUGCCCCUUCAGUUUCACCUUCGUCUUCGCUGCCCGCCACGGCUACUGCUGGCGAACAAGUCGCCUCUGGACUACCUAGUCCUCCACGCAGGGCACAAGAGGUUCAGAAAAGAAUGAAGUUGUCGUUAUGGGAUACGGCUGGUCAAGAAACGUACAAAUCAAUAACCCGCUCUUAUUUCCGCGGUGCCUCAGGUGCUCUUCUGGUUUUUGAUAUCACGAGACCGUCCACGUUUAUAUCGUGUACACAAUGGCUCCAGGAUCUACGGCAAAUUGCGGAAGACGGAAUCGUAGUUGUUCUGGUGGGGAACAAAAGUGAUCUUGCAAGCGACGAAACGCGAUCGCGAGUCACUAGACAAGAAGCGGAGGAGUGGUGCCGCUUGAAUAAUGUUACCCGCUACGUUGAGACGAGCGCAAAAUCCGGUGAGAAUGUUGAGCGUGCAUUUCUCGAGGUAGCCGAGAUGAUCUACCGCAACAUUGAAGCUGGUAGGUACGAUCUCUACGAUCGUCGAAGCGGAGUUAAGGGUUAUGGCGCCACCGGCGGGUCGAACCCAGGUAUUCCAAAGACAGUCGCUCUGGGUUUGGACGAUGCCAUGCGCAAAGGAGGAAACGGCCUGGCUGGAGGCUGCUGUUAACCUGCUCUAGGCAGUAUACUAUGCAUUAAGCGUAUAUUCCACUGGUGGCACACUAUCAUGUCCUAUGCGCAUGUAUAUGACCCUUUCGCGGUCACCAUGAGAGGUAGUGUUAUAUGCAAGGUCUACGAAGUCAACACAGGCUCCCAUGAUCUCAUGUCAACUGCACAUAGCCAUUUAAACAUCAUGCUCAAAAAACUCGUGCACCCAAGCGCAAAUGGGAAAGGGGGAAAUAGGAGAGCAAAGAGACAUACCCCAAGAGCUAUGCGAUCAAUUUAAGAAUGGUUCAACCCUGGGACAAUAACAGACUACCUUUUACAGCAGUUCA
Messenger RNA from Aspergillus ibericus CBS 121593, 1427 nucleotides. Its product is annotated as Rab family GTPase. Gene Ontology annotation, molecular function: GTP binding; GTPase activity. Gene Ontology annotation, cellular component: endosome. The record is from RefSeq and is a predicted model, not a curated record. Gene Ontology annotation, biological process: regulation of endocytosis. The coding region runs from base 260 to 1102 and encodes 280 amino acids. Lineage: Eukaryota; Fungi; Ascomycota; Eurotiomycetes; Eurotiales; Aspergillaceae. The transcript has 2 exons.